This is a messenger RNA of Zonotrichia albicollis (white-throated sparrow), 7396 nucleotides long. The record is from RefSeq and is a predicted model, not a curated record. Lineage: Eukaryota; Metazoa; Chordata; Aves; Passeriformes; Passerellidae.
CUGCAAGAGCUCCUGCUCCCCACGGCGUGGCUGGGGCUCAGCACCGGGACAGAGCCGUCUGCUUUACCCCAGCACACAUUUGCAUUCCACAGGUCUGGGGAACUGCGUGACCACCCAACGCUGGGCGUUUAAAGCUGCUCGGGCUGGCAGCACAGCACUGCACAUCCAGCUGCGCUGCACACACAAACUCCCCAGCCUCUGUGCUGGAAAGUGAGCUGCAAAGGAUUUUUGUAGAAAUUGCUUUUGGAGCAGGUACAUUCCUGCACAGGCAGGAUGUCCAAACCCUCUCGCUUGGCUCGACCUGUGUCGGCUAACACAGCUCCUAAAUCGCCUUUGUCUAGGAAAGAAGAUUUUAACAGCCGGUCACGAAAAAUUAGGCUAGGGGAAAAGAUUUUGAGAGCUGGCAGCGAAGGAAACCUGGUUAAACAGCAUCAGCAGGAGCAGGUGGAAAUCACAGAAAGGCUUGUGCCACGGAGGGCUCCUUUCCUGAAAGACCAGGCAAAACCCAGUUUGCAUGUGACAUCACUGGACGAUGCAGAAUGCCUCCGAUCUAAAGAGCUGCUUUCCACCCCGAGCAGUCACACCUCUCCCAGCGCAAAGCCCACCCGCAACAUCCCUCGGAGACACACUGUAGGUGGCCCUCGCAGUUCCAAAGAAAUACUGGGAAUGCAAACCUCAGAAAUGGACAGGAAGAGAGAGGCUUUUCUUGAGCAUCUGAAACAGAAAUAUCCCCACCAUGCCACAGCAAUAAUGGGACACCAGGAGAGACUAAGAGAUCAGACAAGAAGCCCGAAGCCGUCCCAGAGCCCACAGUCCAAUUUGGGUGACCACACAGAACACCUCUCUGAAGCAUCUGCUGAUUCCUUAGAGGUCAUGUCAGAAGGUGAUUCUCCAACCCCCUUUUCAAGGGGCAGCCGCACGCGGGCAAGUCUUCCCGUUGUGCGGUCAGCAAACCAGACAAAGGAAAGAUCACUGGGUGUAUUGUAUCUUCAGUAUGGAGAUGAAACAAAGCAGUUGAGGAUGCCAAAUGAGAUCACAAGCACAGACACAAUUCGUGCCCUUUUUGUAAGUGCCUUCCCCCAGCAGCUGACAAUGAAAAUGCUGGAAUCACCCAGUGUUGCCAUUUACAUCAAGGAUGAGAGCAGAAACAUAUACUAUGAAUUGUGUGAUGUGAGGAAUAUUCAAGACCGAUCUUUCCUUAAAGUUUACAACAAAGACCCUGCACAUGCAUUUAAUCACACUUCCAGAGCUGUAAAUGGAGAUAUAAGGAUGCAGAGAGAAAUUGCUUAUACGGGACGAGAUGGCCCAAGUGGUUCCCGCCCUGGAUCUGCCACACACCCUCUGCAUGCGAUGCCCAGCUCUCCCCCCUCCACCCCGGUGCCCCACUCCAUGCCUCCCUCUCCAUCCAGGAUUCCCUAUGGUGGGGGCCGGCCCAUGGGCGUGCCAGGCAAUGCCACCAUCCCCAGGGACCGGCUGUCCAGCGUGCCAGCCUCGCGUUCCAUAUCGCCCAGCCCAAGCGCCAUUCUGGAGAGACGGGACGUGAAGCCAGAUGAGGACAUGAGUAACAAAAACCUUACCCUGAUGAGAAAUGAAAGCCUGUACGGUGACCCCUACUUGUUUCACGAGGGGAGGAUGAGUGUGGCUGCACCGCACCCCGGACACCCGCUCGAUGUCCCCGAUCACAUUGUCACCUACCAUCGCAGUGCCAUGAGGUCAUCGAGCACUUACUGCAACCCCUCCAUGCAGCCCGAAAUGCUGGAGCAGUCCUUGUACAGACAAAAGUCACGGAAGUACCCGGAGAGCCAUUUGCCCACUCUCAGCUCUAAAACACCUCCAGCCUCACCCCACAGGGUGGCUGACAUGAGAAUGAUUGAUAUUCAUCCUCACCAUGGCCCUCACAUUCCCGCCCACACCAUCCAGCCUGACAGGUCUUCCCCCAGCCGCCAGUCGUUCAAAAAGGAGCCGGGAGCGCCCGUGUUUGUGGAUGCGAAAGCGCGGAGUGCUGUGGGCAUGGCCGAGGCAAUGCCCUCUCCCAUGGACAAGCAGGCUUUUGGCUAUGGCUCACCCACCAUGCCCAAGGACAAGGAGACAAGAGAGAGGAUACAAGCCAUGGAGAAACAGAUUGCCAGUUUAACUGGUCUUGUUCAGUCUGCGCUUUUAAAAGGGCCAAAUACAAGUAAUAGCAAAGAUUCUUCUAGUGAGAAGAUGAUGAAAAUUGUGUCCAGCAAGAGCAGUGCCGACACUGCAGGUGCUGCCACCAUCUCUGGGGGGAAGAAUGCCCUGGGAGCUGUGGAGUCAGCUGUCACCCACCACCCCUCUGGAGCCCCAGCAAUGCAGCUCAGCCUGCACGGGAUGAAACGCAGCGUGUCGGAUCUGCGGCUGCAGCUGCACCAGAUGAAGCAGCUACAGCUGCAGAACCAGGAGAUGCUGAGGGCAAUGGUGAAGAAAGCAGAGCUAGAAAUCAAUGGCAAAGUGAUCGAAACAGUGAAGAGGCUUGAAGAUCCUGUGCAGCGACAGCGCAACCUGGUGGAACAAGAGAGGCAGAAAUACCUCAGCGAGGAGGAAAAGAUUGUAAAGAAGCUAUGUGAGCUGGAGACAUUUGUUGAAGACCUGAAGAAGGAUUCUGCUGCUUCCAGCAAGGCAGUUACACUGAAGGACGUUGAAGAUGGAGCCUUUCUUCUGCGUCAAGUGGGAGAAGCUGUUGCUACCCUGAAAGGAGAGUUCCCCACAUUGCAGAACAAAAUGCGAGCGAUCCUGCGGAUUGAGGUGGAAGCUGUGAGGUUCCUGAAGGAGGAGCCCCACAAGCUGGACAGCCUGCUCAAACGAGUGCGCAGCAUGACCGAUGUCCUCACCGUGCUCAGGAGACACGUUACAGAAGGACUGCUGAGGGGUGUGGAUCCAUCCCAAGCCGUGCAAUACUCUGCCAUGGAAAAGCCCACUGCAGCUGACACUCUGAAAAACCAGGAGGAGCACAAGCCCACGCAGGGACACGCACAGCAAACCCUCCCAGCAGUCCCAUCCGAGUCCCAGGUGUCAUCAGUCAAGUCAGAAGUCAUCCCCUUCUCAUCCAUGACCGUCCACCACGUGCAGAGCUCUCCUGUUGUCAUGCACCAGUCCCAGCACUCGGCAGCCCUGGUGCCCCACGCCCAGGGCUCUCCCUCUGCAGGCUCUCACAGUGAAGCUGUGCCCACAUCUGGCCACCCCUCAGCCAGCCCAGCCCCGCCAGAGCCCAUGGCAGGAGCCCAGCCCACAGCAGCCACACCAGCAGCACAGGUCUCUGUCAAUGGCAGCACCAUGCAAAGCCUUUUCAUUGAGGAAAUUCACAGUGCAAGUAGCAGAAAUCGAGCUGUAUCAAUUGAGAAAGCUGAAAAGAAAUGGGAAGAGAAAAGACAAAACCUUGAUCACUAUAAUGGAAAGGAAUUUGAAAAGCUCUUGGAAGAGGCCCAGGCCAAUAUAAUGAAGUCCAUUCCUAACCUGGAGAUGCCUCCCCAGCCAGCAGCCCUGCCUAAAGGAGAUGCGGCAGAAAAGCUAGAAGUGUCAGAAGAAGCUGCUGAUGGAGAGCAGGAUAAUGAGAAGCUGAGCAAGUCUCCACCUCCUCCACCUCCACGGCGCAGUUACCUGCCAGGGUCAGGACUGACCACAACCAGAUCAGGAGAUGUCAUCUACACAGCCAGGAAAGAGGCUGCUGCCCUCAAGGAGUGCAGUGAGGAUGCUGGGCAAACAGCACAAUCCAAAGCCCCUAAAGAGGACCAGGCACUGUCUCGGACCACAGGGCAUGCUGUAGCACCAGCUGCAAAAGAUGAAGAGGAAGAGGAAGGGGAUAAAAUAAUGGCAGAAUUACAGGUGUAUGGGGCUACAACAGGAUCUCCCACAGAUAGUGACCAUCCUAAAGAGAAGAGGGAAGGGAGAACUGAAGAAGAAUUGGGUUCUGAUUCAUCCAGUACAGCUGACAGUAAAAGUGGCUUUUCAAUGAAUGACAGUCCUACACUUAGCAAGGGUUUGUUUGUAGACAGUACAGACUAUUCUAACAAACACCUUCAGAAUAUGAGCACAAACCUGUCUGGUGUCAGUUUACCAGAGGAGGACAAACGAAGAGGGGCUCAAGAUAUUUUAGGAUCACAUUUUCCAGCCGCUGAGACUGGAAAACAGAAGCCAAACUACAGACUGUCAAGAGAUGCUCCCCAGGGUGAAGCCUUGCAGAGCACAGGCAAGCCCACGCCCAUCAGCAGCGUUGCCCCUCUCCUGAGGCACAUGCAGGAGGCUGCGGGGCCUCAGCCUUCCUUGCAGGAGCAAGAAGUUUCUGCAGGCAGCUACAGUCAGGUCGUGCUGAGACCCAGAGUGUCCAGAGCAAACAGCGUGAGCAGCACUGAAGAGACAGACUCUGCAGCCAGCUCUCCAAGUGAAGACACCCCACCCACAGAAAACAUUGCCUUCAUGAUUACUAAAACAGCUGUCCAGGUGCUCUCCAGCGGGGAGGUUCACGACAUAGUGAGCCGGAAAGGAGGAGAUGUGCAAACUGUCAACAUCGAUGCCAGGAAGGAUGUGGCAUCGGAGAAGGGCAUCCCUGAGAACACAGACAGUGAAGAGCCAGUGGUGUGUCUGGACAAAAAGCCUGUCAUCAUCAUUUUCGAUGAACCCAUGGAUAUUAGGUCAGCCUACAAACGGCUUUCUACAAUUUUUGAGGAAUGUGAUGAGGAAUUGGAAAAAAUGAUGACAGAUGAAAAGAUAGAAGAAGAAGAGGAGGAGGAAGAAAAUGAAGCACAUGAAGUCUCUGAGAGGCAGAAGGAAGAGUCACCAGUAGCUAAUGACAGAAAAGCAACCACAGAGCAUUCUGCAGCUCAUGGUCCCCAGGGGCCAUACCUAUUUAACCUUCGGUCUGACUCUGCAGAAACCAGACCUCCGGCAGAGGAGGAAAGCACAAAGACAAAUUUUAACAAAUACCGUCAGAUCUAUGGGCUAAACACAGAUGCAGACUCAGACUCUGCUGAUCAGUUGGGAAACAGGCAGGAUUCUAAGAAAAAAUUUAAAUUUAAAUUCCCUAAAAAGCAGCUGGCCGCUCUGACGCAGGCAAUACGGACAGGAACCAAGACUGGGAAAAAGACAUUGCAGGUUGUGGUCUACGAAGAAGAGGAGGAAGAUGGGACACUGAAGCAGCACAAGGAAGCAAAGAGAUUUGAAAUUUCUAGGUCUCAGUCUGAGGAGAGUGAUAAAAGUCCUUCUGGGAAGCAAGAGGGCCCCUCUGGAGCUGCAGUGUCCCUGUCCAGGACUGAUGAAAUUCGACAGAGUACAUACAGAACGCUAGACAGCCUUGAGCAGACUAUAAAGCAGCUGGAAAACACCAUCAGUGAAAUGAGUCCAAAACCUGUCCCUGAAAACACAUACACCUCUGAGGGAAGCACUGUCCCCUUCUCUGCCCAGAUAGUACCAGAGACCCCAUCCCGAGAGCAUGUAGUGCUGGAUGAGAGCCUUGCUGGUGCAGAGCCCCCUGCAUCACUCCCAGCCACUUCACGUAAGGGCUCCAGCGCUGCCUCCCAGACCAGCCGGAUGCCAGUCCCCAUGGCUUCAAAAACUAGACAAGCAAGCAUGGAGAAAUCAGGCAAACAGCACAAGCUGCAGGAUCCACGCCAAUACAGACAGGCUAAUGGAAGUGCUAAGAAAGCUGGUGGGGACUAUAAGGCUACUUCUCCUACCCUACCUGCUUCUAAGAUCCCAGCCUUUUCUCCCACUUCUGGGAAAAGCAGCUCAGCACCUGCUUCUAGCGGUGACAGCUCUAACCCUCUUAAUCCCCCUACUAAAACCUCCAUUCCUUCCUCCUCCCUUCUUGCUCCUCAGACAGGUCGCAUCCCUUACUCUGCCUCCCUCAUCCCCUCUGUCUCUAACGGCUCCUCCAAGUUUCAGAGCCCCACUUACCCAGGGAAAGGUCACCACCUCUCGUUCUCGCUGCAGACCCAGAACGGCCGACCACCCCCUCCUUCCUCCUCUACCUCCCCGCCCUCCUCUGUCUCCCCCCCUUCCCUGAGCCAAGGUAUGAAGAGCAUCAGGACAAUCCACACCCCUAGUUUCAACAGCUACAAGGCACAGAACGGGAAUGCCAGCAAGUCCGCCCCAUCCACGGUCAAGGAGCCAUCCUAGAGGCUAAGCACAGCACAGCUGCCAGGUCACCGAGGCUUUUUGUUCACAGAAUCCGCAGCCAAUAUUUUAACCAGGGAAUGUAACCAUUUUGUUGUAUUGCUGGAGGCUUAAUACUAAUCACGUGCUAAAUACUGAAUUACUACACUAGACUAGAGUGAAGCUUUUUGGAAAACAGUUGCUGUUGUAAUGAUAAAAGAGCAUUUUCUUUCUAUAGGAAGCAGCACCUCUUAAAAAAAAGUGUGAAGGUGUGUGAGUGAACUUGACUGCGUGUGCACAGUGGUGUACUGAGCAUGGGGAAUUGUAUGGUUAAAAAUUUACUAAGUUGUUUUGUAUAAAGCUAUUUUUCAUUAUGAGGUCUAGAAGUGAACAGAGAUAUACUAAAGUGUGAUUAUAUUCAACUGUAAAACUGAAACUAAAAUAUUUUUCUUUUAUUUUGGUGUUAUUUAGCUUUGUUACAGAUUUCUAUUUUUGUCAACGAAUGUCAUGGUUCCUUUCGAGAUCUUUUUGCCAAAACAUUUUGAUACUAUUGUAAUGUACAUUUGAAAGUAGUAUGCUGGACAGUAAACCUCUGCACAAGAAACAGAACAAGACUGGUCUAAUGUGUGUAUGAGGCAACUCAACUUAUUGCACUGCCAUUCAGAUUAUAUUUAAGAAUUUGACAGACAAGGAAAAAAAUAAAUUGUUUUACACAUAUAGAUAGUUGCUGAUUACUUUUUUUCUUAGCUCAAUCCACCCUUUUUCCUUCAUUUUUAUUUUACUGAGACCUGGUAGCCCAUUAAUGUAUUCCAUUGUGAAUUUUAAAAUGUACACUUCAGUACUGUUCUGUAUACUAGCAAACUUUUGUACAUAUCUAUAAAUAUCUAUAAAUAAAUAAAUAAAUAAAUACUGUAUGUGGCUGGGCACAUAGAGUAGUUUUACCACACCAAAGUUAAUUUUUAUGCAUGCUUAAAAAUAUAUAUGGGAUAGGGUUGAAAAAGAUGGAUAUCAGUUAAAUAGGAGAAGAGCAAGAAACUUGCAUAGCUAAUGGUUUUGUAAAUAAAUUUAUUUGUAUAACACCAAAAUGUAAUAUACAGAACUAUGAUAAGCAAAGAUCUUUACAAAAAUAAAGGGCUGCAUGCUUAUAUAUUUGUAUUUUGUCACUAGUAACUUUUCGGAUGGGCUCAAUUGGCUGUUCAGCUGUUUGCCUGAGGGUGUUAAGCCAUCAGGAGAAAACCUGACUUGGUUUUCCCUAGAUUAAAGCCAUACACGGUUAUUCAUUUCAAAA